AGUGAUCUGGGGAACUUAGUGGGGGCCACGGUCAUCCCCAAGCCUUUCUUUUCUCGCUGCCAACACUCUGGCGAGAGAUGGCAUGAAAGGCUGCUGCUGGAUCGUGGCUGUACUGUGAAACGGAGCUCCACGCAACCUGCCCCGCGAGAAAGGGAGAUGCGCAAAAGGUUCCAGUUUCUUCUUCUGCUUGGUGGUUGUAUUGGUGUCCUGGUCUUCUACGCAAAGAUAUGGCCAGCAUAUUUUGGAACAUUAAAAACGACGAGACGGACGCACUGGAGUCACUUCUACUACACUGACGGCUGGAGACGAGGCGGACGCCCUGAAGUCACUUCUACUACACUGACGGCUGUAGACGAGACGGACGCCCUGAAGUCACUUCUACUACACUGACGGCUGUAGACGAGACGGACGCCCCGAAGUCACUUCUACUGCACUGACGGCUGUAGACGAGACGGACGCCCUGAAGUCACUUCUACUACACUGACGGCUGUAGACGAGACGGACGCACUGAAGUGUGCUGAGUCAGCAACAUUGUCGGGGGUACCACCGAGAGCACCAACGAUAUCCGCAAAUGUCGAAACCACAGAACCGCUCAUUCCAGUUAAGAAGACAUUUGACAAUUCAGAUUACCAGCAGCAAGUUAUCAUUGGUCAAAGAGACAUGAUAGCCCAAGAGCUAGCAAAUUACCCAUUCCAGAACAGCAGUUUCAGGCUCGACCGUCUGCGUGUCAUGCAAGAGACUGGUGACGCAUAUGGCAGUUUCAGGCUCGGCCGUCUGCGUGACAUUUUCAGGCUCGACCGUCUGCUGACCAACGCCGGAGGAGCGCCGAUUCGCUAUAUGAUAGUCACUACGUGGCGAUCAGGAUCAACGUUCCUAGCUGAUGUGCUGAACAGUCACCCGGCAAUGUUUUAUCACUACGAACCGCUGAUGGAUUUCGGAAUUCGGCGAGUCCGACAUGGCGCAUUGGCGGACAAGGCAGUCACCAACAUCCAGAGAUUGAUGUCGUGCGACUACAGCGAGAUGGGCGACUACAUCGCCUACAGUCGCACACACCACUACGUGCAGGAGCACAACUGGCGCCUGUGGCGGUACUGUGGCGCCGGCAAGCGCGAGUUCUGCUGGCGGUCCGACUUCCUCUCCGCUUUCUGCCGGCUCUUCCCCUUCCAGACGAUGAAGACAGUGCGGCUGGCGUUGAACGCCACUGAGCGGCUACUGAAGGCGCAGCCGGAGCUGCGCGUGCUGCUGCUGGUGCGCGAUCCGCGGGGCACGCUGCAGUCGCGCGGACACCGAACUUGGUGCCCGCACCAGCCCGACUGCGACGACCCGGCACGACUAUGCGACGACCUGGUGGCUGACUACUGGGCGGCGCAGAGGCUGGCAAAGCUGUAUCCACCGCACCGCCUCAGGGUGGUGCGGUAUGAGGAUUUUUCGCUCCACUUGAACUCGUCUGUUCCUGCACUGCUCCAUCACGCGCGCCUGCAUUAUCACUCCACCAUCCAACAGUUCGUCAAAGGACACACUUCCUUCUCUAAAGGAGAUGUUUCCAGCACUUUCCGAAAAUCCAACGUUGCCCCAUUCAUGUGGCCCAAGUCACUGACAUGGCCAAAGGUCAGAGCCAUUCAAUCAACAUGUUCCAAGGCUAUGAAGCUCUGGGGAUACAAGACCAUGCCAAAAGAAGUCUGGGAAUUGGAGAACCGCAAAUCAGCUGUUCCCAAUCCAUCCAAUUUCAUCGAUGUGCUUGAGUUAGGAAAUCUGUUGUAGGGGUGCAUUGACCAAGAUGCAUGUCAGUCUUUGGUACAAUUCUAAGAAGACCCGAUCACACUUUUAGCCUGAUGUGCAAGUUUUUCACAUUUGCCAUCGGCUGAGGUAAAUAAGUUCCGUGUAUUGCUGAGAAGGCUAUGAUUCUGGCGUCCAAAAUGUGCUAUUUGCUGGAGCUGCAACCUUAUAAGGCUCGUGCUGAUUUGUGAAGAUGAGCGGGACCAGUGCGAGUCAACAGCGAUGUGAUCACUCUGUGGCGGUGAUGCGCUCGAUCCUGUGUUUUCGCGGCGCGCGCUGACCAGGCAUUUACAAGAUCACCGCCGAAUGAUGGCUGUAUUUGUCUGUGAGAUGCACAGCAACGCAGACGGUGCUUUCUGAAAUGUGAGGCCUGCUGCGUCAUGAACAUAGUUCAUAGCUGGCCGAAAUUAUCUGGAUGACGACAAGUGGGGAGUGUGCGUAAGCGGCGCGGGUUCCCGUCCCCUCCCUGUGGUGGUGAUGCACCUCAUGGCUGUGUUGUCGCGCCACGCGCUGACGUAGCGAAGCGGGAGCACAUCGCAGUGGUCAUGAUCUCCAGGUUGUGGUGGGAAGUGGGGAGUACGGGGCCAUUGAGAUGCAACGCGCUGAACAUGAUGAUUUUUGUGUUUGCUUUGGUGAUUUUGUUUUUGCUUUGGAGUGAUUUGGAAUGAUUUGGAAUGAUUUUGCUUUGGAGUGGUGCAGAAUCUGCAUCUGUGCGAUGUACUCCCAGGACGUUAAUGCCUUUAGACUCCAUCGGUUCCUUGCAAUAAAUAUUUUACGCA
Messenger RNA from Pollicipes pollicipes, 2555 nucleotides. RefSeq names its product carbohydrate sulfotransferase 6. Gene Ontology annotation, molecular function: N-acetylglucosamine 6-O-sulfotransferase activity. Gene Ontology annotation, biological process: sulfur compound metabolic process; N-acetylglucosamine metabolic process. The record is from RefSeq and is a predicted model, not a curated record. Lineage: Eukaryota; Metazoa; Arthropoda; Thecostraca; Pollicipedomorpha; Pollicipedidae.